AUGUCGGCACCUAUGAUUAAUUGGGUUCCUAUUGUGAACAGAAUUUAUAAAUAUGUCGUCAAUACUACUAUCGGCUCCCCAGCUCAAUCGAUAACUCUUCCACCGGUUGAGAUUCAUGAUAUUGAAACAGCUCCGGAGAAAAGACCAAGAACUUUGAAGCAUCUAUUGAAAUCGAACCAUAUUAACCACUCAAUCCUAUACAAUCACAAUCGAUUUCACAACCAUUUACCACAUCAUUUAGGCUCCGCAUAUCUUCUAGGAGCGGACUACGAUCAGCUACAAAAAGUCUAUGCCGAAGAAUCAAAACAUCUUGAGGAAUGGCAGGACUCUCCUGGAGAAAUUACAGAAGCAGAUUGGAGAGAUUUCUUAGGAGAGAAGGUAUACCAGAGGGCAUACGUUGACUUCUUUGAAGAUGAAUUGGCCUUAAAAUACAGCUACAAUUGGAAGGUUUUGAUAGAGGAGUAUCUCUAUAGUGGCAAAGCUCCUCUUGUCAAUGCUUUGACCUCAGGACUCGGUCACCCCCUUAUCCAUCUCGGUUACGCAGUCGAACUAAAUAGUCGCGAACUAGCCAUCGAGGCCCUCUCUCUCACAUCUACAUGCUACAACUUUAUGCAUAGAUACCUCGAUGACCCAGCCUAUACGAAAGCCUCCACCUAUAGCACGACCUCGCCCCUGGAAAUCCUCCAAAAAAUACAUGCCGAUUCUCGGUUAGAUGGAGCUUUUGACGAACCAUCACCAUCUAACAUAACCAAACUAUUCGAGAAGCAUGAGGACUUUAUUCUUGAACAUUGGAACGCAUGGAGCAUUACCGACCCUGAAAAGCAAUUCCAAGAUUCCCAAGAAGCAGCUGUACACUUACUUGUGCAGACAGUCAAGCCUGGAACUCACGCAUACGACUUUUUCGUGGUACAUAUACUAACCACUAGCCAUGCCGUUCGAAUCUUACUUCCUUUCGUCCCUGCGAAGUUUCAAAUAAGUUUGAUAAGACAAUGGUGGUUAUUAACGAUCGCCGUGUACUGCGCGCAAAUGAGACCGAAAAUAAGCGAAGACAUUGAGCAGAAACCUGAUAGGGGAUGGAAAUAUGUGGAAGAUAAAGCUAUCAAUGGUGUGUGGUCGACUGAUCCACAUUAUGUGAAAGCAAUACGAGCUAUCAAGGAAGCAGCUUUCACUUGGGGAGAUGUACAUGAGAGAUAUCUAUCUAUGGCAGUUACGUUUGCCGAUGACUUCAAGGGGUGGACCGGAUUUGGAAGUAGUGAGUCUGAUCAUGUUGGUGGGCAUCUUUAA
Sclerotinia borealis F-4128 is the source of this 1284-nucleotide messenger RNA. NCBI's taxonomy places the organism in Eukaryota, Fungi, Ascomycota, Leotiomycetes, Helotiales, Sclerotiniaceae. The record is from the annotation of a GenBank genome assembly.